Molecule: messenger RNA, 510 nt
Organism: Plasmopara halstedii
Lineage: Eukaryota; Oomycota; Peronosporomycetes; Peronosporales; Peronosporaceae
Product: RxLR-like protein
Exons: 7
Coding region: 1-510 (169 amino acids)
Source: RefSeq, a predicted model, not a curated record
AUGAGGGUAAAGGCAUUUUUUGCGGCAACCUCGUUGCUUCCUGUAGCGCUAGGAUGGACGAACAGGUGGGAUCACUCUAAGCGCUUUCAAAACGCUGGUCAUGCGCAGCUCGAUUGUGAUGGCGAGAAACAGCUUGCUUCGUGCUGCUUAUGCAAGUCGAUCGUGUUCGAAAUCGAAACACAGCUGAACCAUACACAGAAUGACUACGAGAUGGACGUGGUUUUUCGAAUUAGUGAAGAAAAGAAACAAAUCAAGUACUCGCGGAGUGAGGCGCGCAUACUGGAAGUACUGGAUGACGUGUGCGAGAGUGUUCCCCUAAAGAUUCCAGAUUCUGACCGCAAAACCGAGCGAAUGCUGAGCGCCGCGUGCAGCGAAUUUGUGGGUGUAUAUGAAGAUGAAUUGACGCGUGCUUUUUUCGACGACUUCACACCUGCUAAGGAGCGAAUGUGCAGUGUCACGUUACAAGUCUGUCCUCAAGCAGACAAAUCUGUGGAACACGAAGAUCUUUAG